AUGACUAUGGAAGAAGAGUCUCACAAGGACAUGGAUGGUUUGGGCUCAAUUCGCAGCGAGUCCGGUGGUGCAAGCCACGAAAUCCACACAGUACCAGUAGUUGCAGAGACCAACUCAGAAAACGAGCCUAAGAGUAUUGAAAAUAGCGAACAAGAGGUGGUUGAGUAUACAAAUGGUGCAAAUGUUAUUAACGGAUCGAAUGAAAUGGUAUUUGAACCCCAAGACCAAGGUAAUGGUGUAGAGCAUUCUGACACGCUCUAUGACAAUAUCCAGAUAUCGACUGUCGACAAAGUAGAAGAUCAGGCACCAAUUAAAACGUUCGAGGACAAUACGCAAAAAUCCCCGGAGCCUACAGAAACUACCGUAGAUAAGGGAAGCGAAAUACCCACGAAAGAUGAGUCUCCUAUACCUAAGGUUGAAACUAUCCUACAGGAUGAACAAAAAGUGGAAGACCUUUCGCAACUACCAGUACGUUCCCAGCAGACUGAGAAGAAGGAUGAGCAUAAAGAAUCAGACGAGGUACAACCAGAAGAUGGUUAUGAGCAACCACGGGCCCAAGAACCCUCUCUUCCUUUGCAGGCGGGCGCGUUAGCUGAGCUCGAUACUGACAAUCACUCCAACAAACAAUCUUUUGGUAUCGGCGAGCACAGCCAGAGCUCCUUGCCUAAAGAGGAGGAGGAUUCUUCUGGCUUACAUACUCAAACUACAGAGACACCGAAACCUAGCGACUUGUAUGUUCCACAAUCGCACGAAAUAGUGAUUCCUUCGUAUGCUCGCUGGUUUCAUUUGCAAAAGAUUCAUUCUUUAGAGAAGCAAUCCUUACCAGAAUUUUUUACCAAUAGAAUUCCAUCGAAAACGCCGCAAGUUUAUGUCAAGUAUCGUAACUUUAUGGUGAAUUCGUACCGUUUAAACCCUAAUGAGUACUUCACAAUGACAGCUGCAAGAAGAAAUCUAUGCGGUGACGCUGGCGCCAUCCUCAGACUCCAUAAGUUUCUGACUAAGUGGGGGCUAAUAAAUUAUCAAGUUAAUGCGAAGACCAAGCCCAAGCAGGUGGAACCACCAUUUACUGGCGACUUCACAACGAAGCACGAUGCACCAAGGGGACUUUUCCCUUUCGAAAGUUACAAACCUGCUAUCCAAAUACCAGAUUUGUCACGGUUGAAGAAACUCAUGCAUCAAAUAGAUUCGCCUGGCGACCAUAGCAAGGCAGAUUAUUCGAAUGAUUUGACCACGCCAACCGAAAAUGAGAAAAAAAGACCAUCUGAAGAGGGCACAGAUACGCGAACGACGUCAUCUAAGCUCCAGCGACCUAACGUGUUCGAUACGAUCGACAAAGAUUGGUCCAAACAAGAUCUAGAAAAGUUACUAAAGGGUUUACAGAUGUUCAAAAGUGACUGGCAGAAAGUUGCUAACUUUGUGGGGAACAAAACCGCAGAAGAGUGUAUAUUGAGGUUUUUGCAGCUUCCGAUAGAGGAUCCAUAUCUACAGUCCCAGUCCUGUGAAGAGUUAGGCCCUCUGAAAUAUGCACCUCAUCUUCCUUUCUCAAAGGCUGACAAUCCUGUCAUGUCAACAAUUGCAUUUCUAGUUGGCUUGGUCGACCCAGAGCUGGUCAAGAAAAUGACCAAUCGAGCCAUUGACUCUUUGAAAAAUGAUGGCCAAAGUGAAAUUCCUAAAAGUGAAGACUACAUAAAAGAGGGCAGCGAACUAGCCAUCGCAUCGCUGGGUGCAAGGGCGCAUGUGUUUGCCACUAACGAAGAACGCCAAAUAAACGCUUUGGCUAACGAACUGACGCAAGCUCAAAUGAAGAAAGUCAACCUGAAAUUGAAGCUGCUUGGAACGAUGGAGAAGUCUUUGGAAAUGGAAAAGAAAGCUUUACAAAAGCAGCAGGAAGACGUGCUUGUCCAUCGACUGUCUCUGGCGAAGCAUUCACAAUUAAUUGCUUCCAAAUUGCAGCAAUGCAUUGAUGAUCACGACGAUAAAAAGAAGCUAGAGGCCCACCUCAGUGAGCUUAAAGAAAUACAAAAUCGACCAGCCAGAGUCAGUCUAGGCAGAGGAAUGUCGUCAACCCCUUCCGCAAAUGGAACUCCUCGUGAACAGGGUCAAAAGUCUCUAAACGAUGCCAACAAUUCGUUUGUGACACCUGUAUCAAUUAAUGCUCCCCAGGCUUACCGCUACUGGUCAGGCUGA
Molecule: messenger RNA, 2187 nt
Organism: Lachancea dasiensis
Lineage: Eukaryota; Fungi; Ascomycota; Saccharomycetes; Saccharomycetales; Saccharomycetaceae
Source: the annotation of a GenBank genome assembly